Messenger RNA from Acanthocheilonema viteae, 846 nucleotides. Lineage: Eukaryota; Metazoa; Nematoda; Chromadorea; Rhabditida; Onchocercidae. The record is from the annotation of a GenBank genome assembly.
AUGUAUUCAACAUUGAGUGAAGCAUUAAUAGCAUUAUUACAUCUCGAGAUCAUUGCUACAGUUAUUGUUAUUUCGGUUAUCAUUGAUUGUUCCAGGAAAAAAGAGCUAAUUGUUGAUGUGACACAGCCAUCUCUCGGAGAAAAAUCCAAAAUCAGUGUAUUCAAUAGGGACGGUGAAACUGAUAUUGAAAUGCCGUCACAUUUACAGAACUUAAAAGAAGUUGAAGAGAACAAAAAAGAAUCAAGUGAAGUGAAAAAGCUUAGUGAGAAAGAUGAGAAAAAAGAGCCGAAAUCGAAUCCGAAAUCAAAGGAAUCUGAGAAGCAACGCUUUGAUAAUGAAAAAUUAUCCGCAAGUGGUGAUAAUCAGGGUGAAGCGAUGGAAGUUAAAGAUCAAAAAUCUGAAAAGCAAAAACAAUCAUCAUAUGUUAAAGAAUCCAAUCGUGAAAAUACAGAAAAGUCAGCAGAAAAACGAAAAAGUUGGAAAUCUCAAGAGCAUAAAAACGAUAGAAUGAAUUUUAAUCAAAAUAAACAAAACGUAGCCGACGAUGAAAAAAAGAAAGAGGAAAAUGAGCAAAAGAAAAUUUUAAUACAACCGAUUUCAAAUAUGGCGAAGGUGAUGUUAUAUCUUGCAUUCGUCAUUUACUGCGACCAACAAGCCAAUCCAAAUGGCGAAAUUAUCACGGAUUGUAAAGUUGACGAGUCAUUAGAUGAUGAUCAAUUAAUAGUGAAAACGCAAGCGGACGAAUCAACACUGAUAAGUUAUGACGGAAUGCAAAAUGAAAGACUGUCUUCUAUGGAAGUGAAUCCGAUGCUAUUCCCGGUAAACAUUCUUGAUACGAUGAUGUGA